CGCGGCCGGCCGCGCGCUGGGGCUGUUAGCAGAGCAGCCCCUGUUUCCACCCGGCUCGCUUUGCGGGCGGACCCGCCCCUGGCUGCCUUGGCGUGUUUCUGGGAAAGGGCCUGGCGAGUUUCUUCCCUUCAGGUGGAAUCCCAUUUAAAUCAACAGUGUUUCAUGAUGUAGCAGAGAUGAGUUUGGCCCCUUCUUAUCUGGUUUUGUUGUUGUUUAUGAAAUAACCCCACUGUUUUAUACUAUGAUAAACUUCAGAUAAAGACAUGGGUUGCCCUCUAGAGGGAGGAUUUAAUGUUUUUAUACUUAGCUCUAUGCUGCUUUUUUAAACCUCUGCUAAAUAUUUAGGUCACUCUCCUGCAAAGGGAUUUGAAAGAAUCAACCUGUAGUUCUGGAUAGAGUCUUGUUUGCUUCAGUGGGACCCUGCUCAGGAGUAAGGGUUUGUGCUUGAGGAUCCUAUUGUAAAAUAGAAGCACAACCUACAAUGUAAAGUUCUUGUUGCUUGGAAUAAAAUGUGCAUAUUUGAGACUUGUUCUAUUUAUACCAGAGGUUUUCAAAUUGUGAGGUGUGUUCCCCUAGAGGAGAACAGAGGAAUGUUUGGCAGUGACACCAGGUGAGGCUUCUCCUCUCACUUCAGUAGGCCACCUAGUCUGUGGGUCAGUCUCAACAGCCACAGCAGCUGCGCCGAUUUCCGCUCCCAGCACCCUCCGUACCCAGCGCUGGCUCCACUCUCAGAGAUGGUCGCACGUUCCUUCCCCACUCAGAAAAUCUGAGGGGGGGCAGAUAUUCAUCAUUUUGGAGGAUUUCAGCACAGAGAUUAUUGGAUUUUGCCAUAUCUGACCAGGAUGAAUUCAUCAUUGGUUGCUUAUGAUGAUUCAGAUUCUGACACUGAGACUGGAAAGGCUGAAAAUCUCAGUCUUUCUGGCAGAGAAACCAGACUUGCAAGUUCUGCUAUGAAUCCUAUUCAGUAUUUUGCACCCGGUGGAUUAGGCACAAAAUCUACAUACAAAAUGCAGACUGUUGAGAAUACUGCCAGCACUGGGACAAGCAUUAUUUGUAAAGGUGCUCCUGCAUAUAAGGUACAGGCUAAUAACAGGGAUUUGGCAGUUGUUUAUCCUUGGAAAGAAUAUUCUAACCAGGCUGAAACACUUUCUGGAAAUGGAAGCUUCUCUCAGAAGAGAGUACAUCAGGACAAGAUUGUUACCAUAAAGGGAAUUAGACCAUACAUCCCUAAAAGACUUCGACAAGAAAAAACUUCUAAAGUGUAUGAAAAGAAAGAAUCUGAAGAACAGAGAGAGAGUUGUGCAAUACCAGGAGAGCAAAUUUCCACAGAGGUUUCUGAAUUUAUUAAGCCAUAUUUAGGGUCUAAGUACAAAUCAACUGAAAUCCCAAGGAACUUGGUGUUUCAGAUGUCCAAACACAGUGGUCCAGUUAAUAAAGUCCAGUGGUGUCCUGUACAAGGAUGGAGCCAUAUGCUUCUUUCCACUUCCAUGGAUAAAACUUUCAAGAUAUGGAACGCUGUAGAUACAGGCUGUUGUUUAAAAACAUACUCCUGUCACAGUUGUGCUGUUCGAACUGCUGAGUGGUCUUUGUGUGGAAGAAGAAUUCUCAGUGGAGGCUUUGAUUCUAUGCUUCAUUUAACAGAUGUUGAAACAGGGACACAGGUAUUUAGCAGCAACAAUGAAUUUAGGAUCAGCACACUGAAGUUUCACCUUUCUGAGCCUAAUAUUUUUAUUUGUGGAGGAUUCAGCCCAGAAGUUAAAGCCUGGGAUAUAAGGAAUUGUAAGGUGAUAAAAGUCUACAAAGCAGCAGUACAACAGACCUUGGAUGUCCUCUUCCUUCCUGAAGGAAAAGAAUUUCUUACAAGCACGGAUGCAGUAAGCCGGGACUCAGCUGACCGUACGAUCAUUGCAUGGGAUUUCCACAGCGCUGCAAAAAUUUCCAAUCAGAUUUUUCAUGAGCGUUAUACCUGUCCGAGUCUGACUCUGCACCCUAGAGAACCUGCAUUUGUUGCUCAAACAAAUGGAAACUACAUGGCAUUAUUUUCUAUCCAGCGACCAUACAGAAUCAACAAAAAGAAAAGAUAUGAAGGGCAUAAGGUGGAAGGAUUUGCAGUGGGCUGUGAAUUUUCUCCAGAUGGAACACUUCUAGUGACAGGAAGUUCAGAGGGCAAAAUAUUUUUCUAUAACUAUCACACUGCUAGAAUUAUUCACACUUUGUCUGCACAUAACCAGGCUUGUGUGAGUGCAACUUUUCAUCCAGUCCUUCCGUCAGUUCUUGCAACAUGUGAUUGGGCUGGAGAUAUCAAGAUCUGGCAAUAAUAAAACAGGGUUCCCUUUCAGAGUGAAUCCAGUUAGUCCACAUUAAAGACACGGGUGCUGGUGUUUCAUCAUAAAUAAACCAGUGUAUGCAAUUUGAAUUUUUCUUAUGAAUAUGAGGGAGUCUGUUGUCAUUUUGUAUCUUCCAUCCAAGCCUUCUAAGAGUAGGAUUUUCAAAAGUCCUAGGAGCUGGUUUAAGUCUGGAAGUCAAUAAGAGUUAGGCUAACACUGCGUGUUUUUGAAAAUAUCAUCUAAGCUUUCAGGCUAAAUUUAUUUUUUAUCAAUUGAUGCCUCAUGGGGGUAAAAAGGAGGCUUAGUGGUAAAUAUUAAAUUAUACCAAAAAUUAAAAAAAGACUGCAGCUUGCUGCUCUUAGUUAUCUUAACAUUAGGGUCAGUGUUCAGGUUAAUAAAUAAUAUUUUACAUUUAUAACAUCAUUUUUCAACCCAAAAGAUCUCUACUUCCAUGCAGUUCAGGAUCACCAUGCGGAAGAAAUCUUCUCCUAAAGUGCAAAGGAAAAGGAUCUCCUUUUCUACAGACUUCUGUUAAUUAUUUAAGAUCCGUAUCACCAAUUAUAUGGUUCUUCUUCUUCAACUGGUAUAAAUUGUCAUAGCACCAUUGAAGUCAAUAGAGCUAUAGCAAUUUAGACCAGCUAAAGAUCUCUCCCAAAUAUUUUUACAUAGUCAAUUGUGUGUACGAGAGAGAGAAAGAAAAUUCAUCUUGUGCCUUUUAGUGUCAACUUUAACUCUGACUCACAAGAUAUACUAACUCUUUAAACAUAUACAUAGAUUAUUUAGAAGUUGUCUUUAUAUUGUGAUGAUUAUGUUGAAGAGAUAAAUAUGUCUUGUGUGUCAGAGUAAAGACUGCUGCCAGAAUGUGUGAGAUGAAUUUUCACAUAUCAGUAUUCUGGUUAAUUGAUUUUAAUGAACUACAGUGUUACAGAAUAUUUAUGCCCAUUUUAACUGAGUAUUUCCAGAUUUUUUUAACUAGUCUUUUUUAUGAUAAAGCUGUAGUUUGCAGAUGCAUUAUUCUGUGAUCUAACUCUAAAUUAAGGAAGCAUUUUGUUUGAGACGAUCAACUAGAAUAAAAGAGAGCAUGUGCCACAGAAAUGAAAGGGGGGAAUCCUUUUUCUAAUGAGACAAAGACCUGAAUUUCAAACAUGUGGUGGUCAGAACUGUAGGAUAGUUAAGCCACAUCUCCACAUUUUGCUAUGGACUAACUAGAAAAAAGAAAGUAAAAAGAGAUGGGAAGGGGAGCAUCCCGUCACUUUUUGCCUCUAAUUUGUUUGCUGCCAUCAUUGGCAUAUCAAAGCUAGUUCUCUCCCUAUUAAUUCCAUUAUAGUAUUUCAGUCUAUGAAAAAGAACUUUAUUCAGAUACUGGUAAUAUUGUAGCUCCAUAUUAACCCAUGCAUAUUGCUAUAUCAUAGAAUCAUAGAAAUGUAGGGCUGGAACGGACCUUGAGAGGUCACCUUGUCCAGCCCCCUUUGUGCUGAGGCAGGACCAAGAAAACCUCAACUAUUCCUGACAGGUGUUUGUCUAAGAUGGUUUUAAAAACCUCCAAUGACAGGUAUUCCACAGCUUCCCUUGAAGCCUAUUCUAGUGCUUAACUACCCUGAUAGUUAGAAAGCUUUUUCUAAUAUCUAAGCUAAAUCUCCCUUGCUGCAGCUUAAGCCCAUUAUUUCUCUUUUCUUCAGUGGAUGUGGAGAGCAACUGAUCAAUCCCCCUUAUAACAACCCUUAACGUUUUUGAAGACUGUUAUCAGGUCCCCCCUCAGUCCUCUUUUCUAAAGACUAAACUUGCCCAGUUUUUUUUAACCUUUCGUCAUAGUUCAGGGUGUCUAAACCUUUUAUCAUUUUUGUUGCUGUCCUCUGGACUCUCUCCAAUUUGUCCACAUCUUUUGUUUUAAAGUGUGUUGGCCAUAGGCGCUGACUCCAUGGGUGCUUCAGGGCUGGAGCACCCACGGGGAAAAAAUGGUGGGUGCUGAGCACACACUGGCAGCCCCCCUAUCAGCUGUCUCCCACCCCAUCCCCCAGCACCUUCAGCCCCCUGGACCCCAUGGAUCAGCGUCUCCCCCUCCCUCCCUGCACCUCCCACCCACCGCAACCAGCUGUUUCGCAGCAUUCAGGAGGCUGGGAGGGAGGAGUGAGGACGCGACGCAUUCGGGGGAGGGGCUGGAACUGGGUGGGAAGAGGUGGGUCGGGGUGAAGCGGGGGCGGGAAGAGGCGGGUCGAGGGUGGGGUGGGAAGAGGUGGGACAUUGGGGGAAGGGGUGGAGUGGGGGUAGGCUGACCCGAUAGCAAAUGUGAAAAAUCGGGACGGGGGUGGGGGUUAAUUGGCGCCUACAUAAGAAAAAGCCCCAAAUAUCGGGACUGUCCCGAUAAAAUCGGGACAUCUGGUCACCCUAAGUGGGGGCAGGGUCUGGGUUGGAGCCGGGGGUCAAGCACCCCCCCGGCACUUUGAAAAGUCGGUGCCUGUGAUGGUGGCCAAAACUGGAGAUAUAUAUCUAUUAAUGUAUGUACAUAUGAUAUAUGUUUGUAACCUACCUGGGUCUAAAAAAAGUAAAUAUAUAAAUAGUGUAUAUAUAUUUAUGUAUUUAAAUGCCCUGACACAAAAUAAGACUUAGUGUAUGAUAUGUAUUCAUUCAAAUAGCAAAUCAUCUACUUACAGAGUGAAGCUAAAUAAAAUGAAAACCCAA
Molecule: messenger RNA, 5006 nt
Organism: Chelonia mydas (Green sea turtle)
Lineage: Eukaryota; Metazoa; Chordata; Testudines; Cheloniidae
Gene: WDR25
Product: WD repeat domain 25
Exons: 8
Coding region: 843-2318 (491 amino acids)
Molecular function (GO): protein binding
Source: RefSeq, a predicted model, not a curated record